GCGGCGGCGGCGGCCGGAGCUGGAGGGGGAGGAGGGGAGGAACCUGAUCCUCCGGUAACGAAGGGCUGGAGGCAAACACCGAGCUCCUCCUGAGCCGCCCGGGAGCAGGGAGGGCUCCGCUAGCCCGGGGGAGCCCUCCCCGCGGGGCAGAUGAGUUCGAUAUCCAGACUUUCAAACCAUGUUCUGGGGUCAUCCAAACAUUCCAUCCUCCUGACUCCAUAAACAGCUGGAUUCAUAACCCGCUCCAUACUUGAAAACGUGGGGAUUGGAAUUCGGGCUCUUUGUUCUGGUAAGCAUGUGACUGACUACAGCUGUCAACACGGGCACCUCCGAAGUUACCUCGCAAAAACAAAGGUGUUUUGCAGUAUCAUGCUUCUUUUACAAUUUCCUGGGUCUCUAUUGAAGAAAAGAAAGUAUACAGUUCUUAGCAGUCUGUAGUGAAGAAGUCUCAAGAAGAAGGCUGCUACUUCUAGACACCGUGGUAAAACUCAGAAGGUGAAUAAGUUACAUUGGAACUUAUUGAACCUGCCCAUCACCUGUGCUGGCAUUUUCAAGGGGAAGAGGUGGACACAGAAGCUGUCCCACCAGCCCCAUCCUUUGAUGCCAGCCAUUCAUCUCCUCUGGAGGAUGCAGCAACAAAGCCUCAUCUUGGAAGCAGGAAGACAGGGCCCUUACCAAACACUGAACCUGUGGAUGCCUUGAUUAUGGACUUCCAACCUCCAGAACGGAACAUUUUAGUGGAUAAACCAAAUGACCAAUCUUCAAGAUGGUCUUCAGAAAGCAACUAUCCUCCCCAGUACUUGAUUCUAAAGCUGGAAAGGCCUGCUAUAGUUCAGAAUAUCACAUUUGGAAAAUAUGAGAAAACUCAUGUUUGCAAUUUGAAAAAAUUUAAAGUCUUUGGUGGAAUGAAUGAAGAAAAUAUGACAGAGCUGUUGUCCAGUGGCUUAAAGAAUGAUUAUAACAAAGAAACAUUCACCUUGAAGCAUAAAAUUGAUGAACAGAUGUUUCCUUGUCGAUUCAUUAAAAUAGUUCCACUCUUAUCCUGGGGACCCAGCUUUAACUUUAGCAUCUGGUAUGUUGAACUUAGUGGCAUUGAUGAUCCUGAUGUAGUACAGCCCUGUCUCAACUGGUAUAGCAAGUACCGUGAACAGGAAGCUAUUCGCCUUUGCCUAAAACACUUUAGACAACACAACUAUACAGAAGCUUUUGAGUCACUACAAAAGAAAACCAAGAUUGCCCUGGAACAUCCCAUGUUAACAGAUAUUCAUGACAAGCUGGUGUUGAAGGGUGAUUUUGAUGCUUGCGAAGAGUUGAUUGAAAAAGCUGUAAAUGAUGGCUUGUUCAAUCAAUAUAUCAGCCAACAGGAAUAUAAGCCACGAUGGAGUCAAAUCAUUCCCAAAAGUACCAAAGGUGAUGGAGAAGAUAACCGACCAGGAAUGAGAGGAGGCCAUCAGAUGGUUAUUGAUGUUCAAACAGAGACCGUUUAUUUGUUUGGUGGCUGGGAUGGAACACAAGAUCUUGCUGACUUCUGGGCAUACAGUGUGAAGGAGAACCAGUGGACAUGUAUCUCUAGAGACACUGAAAAAGAGAAUGGUCCUAGCGCCAGAUCAUGUCAUAAAAUGUGCAUUGACAUUCAACGGAGGCAAAUCUACACAUUGGGGCGUUAUUUGGAUUCCUCUGUGAGGAACAGCAAAUCUCUGAAAAGUGAUUUCUAUCGUUAUGACAUUGAUACAAACACUUGGAUGUUACUAAGUGAGGAUACUGCUGCUGACGGAGGGCCGAAAUUGGUGUUUGAUCAUCAGAUGUGUAUGGACUCAGAAAAACAUAUGAUCUACACUUUUGGUGGUAGAAUUUUGACUUGUAAUGGCAGCGUAGAUGACAGCAGAGCCAGUGAACCACAAUUCAGUGGCUUAUUUGCUUUCAACUGUCAAUGUCAAACCUGGAAACUUCUUCGAGAGGACUCCUGUAAUGCUGGGCCUGAGGACAUCCAGUCUCGAAUAGGACACUGCAUGCUAUUCCACUCAAAAAAUCGUUGCUUGUAUGUAUUUGGUGGCCAGCGAUCAAAGACCUAUUUGAAUGAUUUCUUUAGUUAUGAUGUGGACUCUGAUCAUGUAGACAUAAUAUCAGAUGGCACCAAGAAAGACUCUGGGAUGGUUCCAAUGACAGGAUUUACACAGAGAGCAACUAUUGAUCCAGAACUGAAUGAAAUACAUGUCUUAUCUGGACUCAGCAAAGAUAAGGAAAAGAGGGAAGAGAAUGUUAGAAAUUCAUUCUGGAUUUACGACAUUGUGAGAAAUAGUUGGUCUUGUGUCUAUAAGAAUGAUCAAGCUGCAAAGGAUAAUCCAACUAAAAGUCUUCAGGAAGAAGAACCAUGUCCAAGGUUUGCCCAUCAGCUUGUAUACGAUGAGCUACACAAGGUUCAUUAUUUAUUUGGUGGGAAUCCAGGAAAAUCUUGCUCUCCAAAGAUGAGAUUAGAUGACUUCUGGUCACUGAAGUUGUGUAGACCUUCAAAAGAUUAUUUACUGAGGCAUUGCAAGUACCUCAUAAGAAAACACAGGUUUGAAGAAAAGGCCCAGAUGGAUCCCCUUAGUGCUCUGAAAUAUUUACAAAAUGAUCUUUAUAUAACUGUGGAUCAUUCAGACCCAGAAGAAACAAAAGAGUUUCAGCUCCUGGCAUCAGCUCUAUUCAAAUCUGGUUCAGAUUUUACAGCUCUAGGCUUUUCUGAUGUGGAUCACACCUAUGCUCAAAGAACUCAGCUCUUUGACACCUUAGUAAAUUUCUUUCCUGACAGCAUGACUCCUCCUAAAGGCAACCUGGUAGACCUCAUUACACUGUAACUGAAGAGCCACUGGACACAGAAAUGGAAAACAGGAGUCGGAUUUUCCGCCUUUUGGAUUGCAGCUCCGUUGACUGACAGUAAAGCUGCAGUGAUUGAGGACUGCGCCAGAGUUCCAAAGGGAUCUUAACCAUCACAGGUUUUUACCCUUUUCCUUCAUACCUGACCUCAACCCCACUAUCUUCAUCCUAUUCCUAAAUUAGGCUAAUAAAGUGAAAUUGGUAUACUUUCCAGUUAAAUAUAUAUAUUUUUUCUUAUGUUAUCUUUUAAGAAUUAAUGAGUAUAAAAGGAAAAUUAGGCAGUUUACCCUUUUCAGAAUUUAUUUCUUUUUUUUUCUUAAUUGGGGGAAAUAAGCAUUAUUAACAGAUUCAGCACUACAAGUAUUUUGAAUGUUGUUGCUGUUGGUCAUUUGGCCUGCCUUCUCAUCCCUUCCCACUUCACUGCACCUCCCGUCACACAACUGCGUAUAGGUGGUGUCACUUGUUUACCUCUUUACUUUAUUCUUAACAAAUGUAUAGUUCUCUAGGACAGUUGAUAUAUGUUAAGGUGAUAUCCGUGUCUGUGCUGACUUGUAUUGUGUUACGUUAAACAGUAGGCAGAACUGAGGGCUCAAGUUUGCACUCUUGGCCAUAGUACUAAAAAUGAAACCUGAGAUUGACCCAAGUACCUAUCUGAGAUUGGUAUAUAAUAUUUCUUUAAUGAUAUAUUUAUUUUAUAGUAGAUAUUACAACAGCAUCUGACUUUGAGUCACAGAAACCUUAAACUGAGGACACUAUAGUUCAGAACCUUUAAGAGCCAUUCUAAAAAUGAUGAGCAGGAGGGAUCUAGUAGUGAAUAUGUUCAUUGAUAUCUUCAUAGCAAUUUUAGGAGAAAAUUACUCUUUUGUCUAGAAGAUCUCUGCAGAACCAGGGCUCCCGUUUCUCUUUGUGCAAUCUCUUUGUAGUGUUUUCAUUUGAGAGAGGAGGCUGAGUUUCCAGAGCUCUGCUUUUAUUUAUUUUUAUACACAUUGUCUCUCUGUGUCUGCUUGUGGAUAAUUGAUAUUUUUAAGAGAAAUUAUUUGUGGUUGUUCAGUGGCAUACAACUGACAAACAUUUCACUAAGUUAUAUAGGCCGGACUUUAUGAAUAGUUCAAAUAUUUUUUAAUUAUAAAGAACAGUAUG
Molecule: messenger RNA, 3996 nt
Organism: Saimiri boliviensis boliviensis (Bolivian squirrel monkey)
Lineage: Eukaryota; Metazoa; Chordata; Mammalia; Primates; Cebidae
Source: RefSeq, a predicted model, not a curated record